Didymodactylos carnosus is the source of this 396-nucleotide messenger RNA. The record is from the annotation of a GenBank genome assembly. NCBI's taxonomy places the organism in Eukaryota, Metazoa, Rotifera, Eurotatoria, Philodinida, Philodinidae.
AUGCCUCGAGCUCCCAAAAAACAAACAAAAGAUCCCAAUGCACCAAAAAGACCAUUGUCAGCAUUUUUUCUCUUUUCACAAGAUGAACGACCUGCUAUAAAAGCUGGAAAUAAUUCAUUAUCUGUUGGUGACAUUUCAAAACAAAUUGGUGAAAAAUGGCGGAAAAUUAAUGAAGAUGUUAAAAAAGGAUAUGAAAAACGAGCACAAGAAGCCAAAAAAGUUUAUGAUAAAGAUAUGGAGGCUUAUAGAAAAAAACAAGCGAGUUCAAGUGGUGGCGCUACUGGUGGCGCAAGUGCAAGUGCUCAACCAUCAAAAAGUCGGCCAAAAAAGAAAGCGCCACCUAAAGCACCAGAAUCUGAUGAAGAUGACAUGGAUGACGAGGAAGAUGAGGAAUAA